Messenger RNA from Pogoniulus pusillus (Red-fronted tinkerbird), 1510 nucleotides. It is a transcript of the gene ATPAF1, whose product is annotated as ATP synthase mitochondrial F1 complex assembly factor 1. The coding region runs from base 4 to 921 and encodes 305 amino acids. The transcript has 9 exons. Gene Ontology annotation, biological process: mitochondrial proton-transporting ATP synthase complex assembly. Gene Ontology annotation, cellular component: mitochondrion. The record is from RefSeq and is a predicted model, not a curated record. Lineage: Eukaryota; Metazoa; Chordata; Aves; Piciformes; Lybiidae.
GCCAUGGCGGGGUUGCUGCUGCAGGCCUGGGGGCUGGGGGCGGCCUCGCGUAGCCGUGCUGCCCUCCGCCCGCUGGGGCUGCUGGUCCCUCCGUGCCGGGAGCUGGCCGCGCCGGGGUCGGGGCAGGGCUCGGGGGAGGCGGCGCUGGAGGAGAACCCUUUCUAUGGGAAGUACCGGCAGAAGAUCCAGGAGCUGCGGAGAUCCAGUCCAGAGGUGUUUGAGUCCCGUAUGGAAAAGAGAGAUGAAGUGAAAAAGCAGCCGGUGGGACGUUCCAAGCAAGGAGAAUUUAUCAGAUCCAUGGAGGAAAAGGCAGAACGCUCAGGCAUGAAGACAUCAAAGGGAGGAUUCACAAAGGAUAAGACGCUUGAUUCGAUUCUUAAUGUUGAGAUGGUGAAAGAAAAAUCAGCGGAGGAGAUAAAACAGAUUUGGAAUCAAUAUUUUUCUGCGAAAGAUACAGUUUAUGCUGUUAUUCCUGCAGAGAAGUUUGAAUUAAUGUGGAAGAGAGCUCAGAGAUGUCCAUCGUUUUUAUAUGCUUUGCCAAGAAAAGAAGGCUAUGAGUUCUUUGUGGGACAAUGGUCAGGAACAGAAUUGCACUUUACUUCCCUAAUAAACAUUCAGACCCAAGGUGAAACUGCUCCUAGCCAGUUGGUCUUGUACCAUUAUCCUGAGCUGCAGAAGGAAAAAGGGAUAGUACUAAUGACAGCAGAAAUGGACUCCAAGUUCCUGGUGGUCCACGAGGCACAGUGCUUGGCAAAUCAGGUGCCUCUUUUCUAUGCGACUGAUCGGUCCCAGACCUAUGAAUUAGUGGAGACCUUCAACCACAGAUCUGGUGAAUUUAAAUAUAUGUCAGUUAUAGCAGAGCUUGAGCAAAGUGGACUUGGAAGAGAACUGAGACCCAGUCAAGCUUCUGACAAGUCCUAGAGCCUGACCUGAAGGUGAAGAGAACCAGCAGCAGGCAGGUGUUUUCCUAGAUGGGAUCAUCCUAUCUUUAGUUUCAUGGAUGUAGUUUGGCUGCAGUAAAGAUAGGAAGACACCCUUGGAAUGUGAUAAGUCAUGCCUGUCUGGUGCUGAUGUAAGAUGAGGACUCGGGCCAUUUAAACAACAGUAAUUAAUUGCCUAAAUGGAGCCCUGUACUUCAGUCUAACUUCAUCAGAAUGAGCCAUUUUCCUGUUCUCUACCUUCCUGCUGCAUGCUGUCUUUAUGAAAUCUGAAAUAAAUUGACAGAAGGGGAGCUGUGUAAUGGACUGUACUGGCAUCAGGAGAUGGAGAACAAUCAAUAAUUCUUCUCAGUAAAUACUUUUUAAAGGCCCUCCACCAUUAUAAUUGCAUGGUCCACUGCUUUCUAAUCUGUCUGGAAUUCAUAGAGGCAUGUCCAUCAAGAAAAAAGAAUAGGAGUGAUGGUCAUAAACAGACUCCUCUUUGUUACUUUGUGUGAGGUUCCUCCUGUAGGAACCUGUGGCCUAUCUUCUACUCAGGAUUAAAAAACAGAGUGACUUAUUUGUUCUGGAAA